AAACCGGAAACAAAGACCUCUUUAUGUAAAUAGAUGAUUUUGAUUACACUGCAUGAAUGUUGAUGACAGCAGAUACCCUGGCCAAACAUUUUUGAAGUAUUUGCGAAAGAGCAUUGGUGACCUUGUUCUUAAUGUAUUCUCAUUCAAACAUUUUGGCGGGUUUCCCCCUAGUCAGCUGAUCGUCUGUUUGAGAAUAGUUUGAUUAUGAAUGUCGCUUGUAAUCGCCAUGACGACAAUCUCCCUAUUCUAUUUAUUGAUUUCAACCAAGACUAUACAUCUAUUCAAGUUGGAACAAAAACAGGAUAUAGCCUUCUAUCAACUGUCGGUGAUCAGGUGACUGAGACAUUUUCUUCCACUGGUGAUCCAAUGUGUAUUGUUGGAAGAUUAUUCAAUCGAAGCUUAGUUACUCUUGUCUCACAGAAUGAUAUGCGCAGGCUACUCGUUGCACAUUCCAGAAUAAACACAUUAAUUUGUCACUAUCGUUACACAUUAACUAUAUUAGCAGUUAAAAUGAAUCAUCAGCGUCUUGUAGUCUGUGUGGAAGAUGGGAUAUUCAUUCAUAAUAUGCGUGAUAUGCAGUUAUUGCAUAAGGUUGAGGAAACACCACCUAAUCGAAACGGUGUUAUCGCUCUAUCCGCCAAUGAAACCAACUGUUAUCUAGCCUAUCCAGGGUCUCAUCGUGUUGGGACUGUUUUCAUCUUUGAUGCAUUAAGUUUUCAGAAUGUCACGUCUAUCGCAGCUCAUGAUGGCUUAUUGGCUUGUCUUACAUUUAACGCAAGAGCUAAUUUAUUAGCUACCGCCUCAGAAAAAGGCACUGUGAUUCGAGUAUUUUCUGUUCCACAAGGAGAAAAAGUCAUUGAGUUUCGUCGUGGACUUACUCGGUGUGUAUCUAUAUGCUGUCUGUCAUUCAGCAUGAAUAGUCAAUAUCUUGUAGCUGCUAGUCAUACAGAAACUGUUCACAUUUUCAAAUUGGAAAAUCGUUCAUCUGAAAAGACUCCUGAUGUGCAAACUGAUCACUACACUAGACAGCGUACAACCUCUACCAGUUCUGGAGCUAGUCAAGGUGCUGGAUGCGGGACUGACGAUUGUGAUUUACCUCCAUCCGAAGACAUAACAGGAAAUUAUUCAGGAUGUUUAGAUCACAAUGCUUCUGGUUUAGAUGGUACAACAACUGGUGCAGCAGCUACGAUGGCCAGUUGGAGUCAAGGUUUAAUGGGAUGGAUGGGAAGCACAUUGAAAACAUAUUCUGUCUAUCUACCAUAUCAAGUAUCAGAAAUUUUCGCUCAAGAUCGUGCAUUUGCAUAUGCUCGAAUACCAUGUGCGUCAGUUAAUACCUCCUAUCGACCACCAGGCAGUGGUAGUCCAGUAUCUAUGGCUUCAACGGGGGAAUUAGUCAGUCCUAACUAUGUUGGCCCUACUUCUGCAAUCUCUCAAAGUGGUCUCAUUCAGCCAUCACCUGGACAAAGAAAAGUAGCUGCACUUGUUUAUUAUCAGAAUCAACCACGGUUAAUUGUAGCCGGUCUGGAUGGUCUAGUGCAUAUCUUCUCUAUUGAUCCAGUUAAUGGGGGUGAAGCUGUUUUAAUACGUACUCAAAGAUUACUUUCACCUCACCCAUCAAACAAUCAAGCGACCACAUUAUCAUCUGUAGCAAUGAACCCCAAUUCCCCGUAUGAUUCAAAUUCUCUUCCACCAUCAAAUAUUACCCCUGCAUCAUCAGACAAUAUUACAUCGAAAAAUGUGAAUUGUAUUCGAAGUGGUGGACCUCAACAACCAGGUGUCUAUGCACUCCCGGCGUCUGCUGCUACCACUGUCAAUCUGACUGGCACUAAUGUUCCAGUCACUAGUGGUACUGGUAAAGUAAAUACCUUUGCAUCAGUUGUUGCCGGGGCUAUGAAAGAUGAAGGUGUCUCUAUAGGCGGUCAUUCUCAAUCACGCAAUCUCCCUCCUUCUAAUCCCAUUACAGAAUAAGCUGCUGAAAAUAUCGAUUUAUAGACGUGCAAGCACAUAGAAUGUUCACCAGUAGAAGUGUCCAUGCAGAUUUACACUUCAGUAUACUGAGGAACUACUCGAAUGAGAAGAAUACUCCAUUCUAGUUAACUAUUUGACUGAUAUUCAUCUUUGCUGGCUCUGUAUUGGAUUAUACUUGCAAACCAUUCUGUCAUCUUUUCAUUAUGUUGUCUCCUUGAAGAAAAGUUGUAUAAUAUGAUUUGCCCGCAUUAUAUUUUGUUUACCAAUUGAUACGUCUAUCAUGUCUCUGCUGUAAUUAGUUAUGGUGAUGGUUGUAUUGUGUCUUACCUUUUUUUUGUUGUGCUCAUAUCUGUUUAUUCAGUCUUGCCUUCCAAAGAGUGAUAACACGGAAUAAUACGUGGAGGCAAACACUUAUGCAUCACUCAUUCAUACUACUCAUAACUUGCUACUGUUUAUUUUUGCACAUUUUAUCAUUUAUCAUCGUUAUGUCUUUCUUAAUUUCAUACAAGCCUUUACCUUGUCUCAUACAUUUUGCAUUAUUAUUUAUUCCGUCUAUGAAAACUGUAUUUUCUGCUUCUUUUGAUAUACACAUCUAUUUAAAACAGUCAUUACUGUGCACUAUCUACUAUAUGGCUGUAGUCAGUUAUCUCGUUUUAUCCUAUUUUGUUUUAGUGUGUAUUUACUUGUAAUCAUGUGUCUCAUUUCACAUAUAUUUCACAUGGAUCUGGAUACCAUGUUUUAUUUCUCUCAGUUAAAAUAAUUUAAUGAAUACUUUAAAUUCAUCCUCUAUACUAAAUUAUUGUUAUUCUCAAUAAUUCUUAUCAAUCUGAAGUUGUACUUUUUUUGCAAAUAUUGUUUAAUUGGAGGGUUGGAUGGUAAAUGGACAAAGGGGAGUUUUGUACAAAUUCUUAAAAAAAAUUAACUAUUCUAUCUCCCCUUGUAAAAGAGGGAUGAUUUCUUUUUUGUUCCUUUUUUUCAAGUCAGUAUUAUUACUGCUAAUAUUUGGAUUAUUAUUGUUCUUGUUGAUAUCAUUCUCAUACGUUUUAAAUUGCCUGAAUUAUGAUUCACGUUGUUUAUGAAUGAAUAGUUCUCCGCCUA
Heterobilharzia americana is the source of this 3066-nucleotide messenger RNA. The record is from the annotation of a GenBank genome assembly. NCBI's taxonomy places the organism in Eukaryota, Metazoa, Platyhelminthes, Trematoda, Strigeidida, Schistosomatidae.